CAUAAGAAAUUUCGACAAGUGAGCGUCAGAUUCAAAACAUUACUUUUCCGAGUGGAACAGAGGUAACGUUAAUACGGAUAUUCCCUGUGAUAAUUCUAGGCCCUGAUCAUAUUAAGAUUGAACUGUUGCAACUACGCCAUUUGCAAUGGAUUCCCGUCAAGAAAUGAUGUAUCGCCAACUUUACAACUGCUGCUCCGCUCAAACCUGUAGCAAUAAAGUUUUCUUUCAUGACAUCAAUUCACUACUGAGCAACAAUCUUGAUUUGAGUGCAAAUAUUUGCACUGAAUCUGAAGACUUUCUCCGUCGUAGAAGAACUGCUGUGCCGCCACCACCACCAUCGGCUGCGAGACCAAAACCAGCAUCUCUUGACUAUCAACAUUGGUCAAGUAAACAACAGCAACAGAGGCAGCAUCAGUUAUAUUACCGACAACAAAUAAUUUCUCAUGACAGUACACCAACAUCAACUAGAAAUCCAACCGAGAGCACAACUGCACAUUCUGUCAAUGUUUUAAGAACUAAUCUCAAGUUCAGAAACCUUCCUCCUGCAAUAUCGGACAACGAUCUUGUUGGAGAGCAGACAGAAGAACAACGUACGUCGUGUGAUGAUAAUCAGCUAGCCGUCGGAACAGGUAGACGAAAAAAUAGGGAUUCGUUGUCACCUAACGUUAGUAGUGCAUGUGGUGGGAUCUGUAGUGCCAGUACUACUGCUACUAAUACAAUCGUUAACAACGGAAAUAGCACAUUUUCAGAUCUUCAAUCUAAUAAUCCAGAUCAAUGUGAAUUGAAUGAGAUAGGUUGUCUACCAUUCCUUAGCAACAUUACCAACAUUUUAUCAGACGAUCUACAACAGCAAUCUGAGAGCAGCAAAACAACAAUGGCGAGUGCCUUGAUGCAACAACAGCCAUCUCAAGUCAACGAUGAGAUAAACAUUCCAAAAUCACCACUAUCUUCGGCAAUGUGGAGCCCUUACUCUCAGUGUUCAAAUCCAAAGGAUGCUAUGACACUGGCUAAAAUUGACAGCUAUCUAAAUGGUUCGUUGUCCUCAAUCUCAGAUUUAUCUGGCAAUGCCGAAGUAGCAGACAUUCUUAAUAAAAAGAAGUGUUCUCAUAACAGUCCUCAGAGUGACACAUCAAGUCUCUGGGACUCAGCUUUUUCACCCCUUAGCCAACAGGAUCGCGCAAGAUGUAUGAGUCCAUCUGAUUCUGAUACAAGUGGUGUCGGCUCUGAAGGUUCUGAGCAAAGCAUGGGAAAUAACAACACUAUACAUCUCAAUUGUUUGCAAGAUAUAGUGAUGAAAAUGGAAAGCCUAAAACUGGAACAGAACAGCAACAUCCAAAAGCAUCCUUGCACAAAUGUUCAAAAACAACCCACCUGCACAGGUAGUCAAGAAAUACCAAUGGUAAUGACUGCAACUGUGGUGACAACAGAUCUGAACAAGCAUGUCCACCCUCCUCUUCACCACUUCAACAACUCAGGUAAUAUUACCUCAGUCCCAAAUAUGAUUUCACACAUGGAGAAUACCGGCCCCAUUCCCAAAACUCAUGGAACCACCGAUCCUUACGGAAUUGAAAAACUAGCAAGAAUGAACAGGAAUGCUGCCGCCUUAUGUAACCCUAUGUUGGCAUGGACAGGACAACUUCCUCCUAAACAAUGCAAGAAUCCUAGCUACUCUUGUAAGGUAUUCAUUGGUGGAGUGCCGUGGGAUAUUACCGAAGCUGGCUUAGUUGCUGCUUUCAGUCAGUUUGGAAAUGUGAGGGUUGACUGGCCUGGGAAGGAGGAUAACUCCAAAUCGAUGCCAAAAGGCCAUGUGUACAUCGUGUUGGAAUCGGACAGAGCUGUCAAGACUUUGUUGGCUUCGUGUAGACAAGAUUUGAGAACUGGAGGAUAUUAUUUUAAAAUUGCUAGCAAACGUGCAAGGUGUAAAGAGAUUCAGGUAAUCCCAUGGAUUUUAGCUGAUAGCAACUUCGCAAGAUGCCCAUCACAAAGACUAGAUAUUAACAAGACGGUGUUCAUAGGAGCACUGCAUGGAAUGAUGAACGCUGAGGGUCUUGCUCAUACUAUGAACGACCUAUUUGGAGGGGUAGUCUAUGCUGGAAUCGACACAGACAAGUUCAAGUACCCGAUAGGUUCUGGGCGAGUUACAUUUAACAAUAUGAAGUGCUACAUGAGAGCUGUACAGACUGCCUUUGUGGAAAUACGAACAAAUAAGUUUAGAAAAACAGUACAAAUUGACCCUUACUUGGAAGAUGCCAUGUGUAGUAUGUGCCAGCUACAACCGGGGAUAUUUUUCUGUCGGGAGAUGGCCUGUUUCAAGUAUUAUUGCCACUCCUGUUGGCUGUGGCAACACUCGCUGGAGGAGCUCCAAUACCAUAAACCACUCAUGAGAAGCAUGCGUGCUAAGGAUAGCAUUCAGAAACCAGUUUUCCCAAUCUUUGCUGAAUAAACAACCUUGACCAAUAUUCGUUGCGGUCUUUUUUCAACAGUUUCAAUUGAAAAUGAAUACACGCCAUAUUUAUUUGCACCGAAAAAAAAAAAAAAGAGGUUUGCUUUAUUGGAGGUUUUUUAUAUGCUUGGAAUUCUAAAAUUCCUGAUUUUCAAAAUAAUUUUAUUCAUUGAAAUCAAAAUAAUUUAAAACAAAUUAUAUAGUAUAAGUAUAUUGCAGUUUAAUUCAAAAAUUAUAAAAUCCAAUUCCAGUGGUAUGUAAGAUACAGUAGUGUACAUAGCUUUAUGCCGAAUCAAUAAUACUGACAAUAAAAAAAAAAAAGUUUGAUAGAUAAUUAUUAUGUAGAUUAUAUUUAGUAAUUUAUAGAAUUAAAUAUUUGUAAUUGACCAAAUCACACUUUAGGUUGCUUGGAAAAUGUAGAGCAAUAUAUUUUAGGCCUUAGACAAAAACUUAAUCGUUUGCCUUUGAUUUUCGCUUUUAGCAAUGUAAGAUAAUGAUUUGUACGAAGUUGAUAAUGGUUUUGCUGCUUACUUGAACAAAGACCAUACAUGUACAUAAUAUUGCAAACCAUUUAUUAAUUUUAAAAUGAAAGAGUAAAAAAAAUUAUAUUAAAACUGCACUUUUUAGGUAAGGUAACAAAAAUUUAUUUAGAGAAAUGCUAUUUAUUUCUAUUUAGUUUUAGGAUAAGUUCUUAGUAAUUAGAGUUGCUUAAUUAAGGUAUGCCAAUAUUUAAAGUAAGUAAAAUUAACACUCAAGUAUGGGAAUCCACAUAAAAACACUCCAAAAUCAAGUGUUUUAUUACGCAUUUUAACACUGGCGAAAUAAUCUAAAUUAAAUCUAUUUUGGAUACGAGUGUUCGCCUUAAAGUUUUAUUACUCAAUGAAUGAUUAAAAUAAUCAUUGAUUUCGGUUGCUCUGAAAUUAGCAAAAAUUUGAGUGACUUAACAUUAAGGAUUUCAUUUUAAUAAUUGAGAAAUCCAUUGAGUUCUUUCAAAUAUAUAUAUAUUUUUUCUUAUUUCAUCUUUAAUUUACAUUGUGAUUUUAGUAGAUUUGUUUAUCAUAUAUUUUAUGAUUUUAGAUUUAAGGUUUUAAAGAUAUAUUUUAUAUUUUCUGUUAUACAUUCAUCUGAUUUUAGAAAAAAAGUAUUUAAAAAGAUGAAAGUUUUAUUUAUAAUACUAAGGUUUGCGGAGUCUUCAAUAUUCAUAUUACUUUUGAAAUAAUAAAAUUAUUUCUAUCAUUUAAUCAUUAUACUUCAAUUAACUAUAUUUAAGGCGAAUGAACAUAAUUUUUCUAACCCCAGAGAAAGAAUUUGCAAUUCAAAGCAUUUUAUUUUGUCUAUGAUCAUUUUUUAUUUAUAUGAAGUGCUUCUUUCUCUGGUGAUGUUACUUUCAUAGUCGCAUAUAAAAGAGAGAUAGUGUCCAUCAUCUUACUGUAUAAACCAAUGAUUUAGCAAGGAUAUUAACCAACAUUCAUCACUCAUGAUUCAAAGGAUGGCAUAAUCUAUAUUUUAAAUAUUUUUCUUUCAUUUUUUUUCUUUUAAGUAUAUUUAUUCCUUACUGUUAUAGAAUUUGUCAUAAUAUUUUUUUAUACAUAAAAAAAGGCCAGAUUAAAAAUGGAAUGCAGGUAUUUUGUCUUUACCAAUUUUGUCAAAUAUAGCAAACAAAAAUGAUGUUAAAAACUACAUUCCAUUAGUUAAAUUUUAGAGUGUUGAAUAUCUGGGUUUUUGAGGUUGAUCAAAAGUAUGAAUAUAUCCAUUUGCUUGUUGAUAUAAGAAUGUGUGAGUAAGCCUUGUCCAUCUAUGGCAUCUUAGUUCAAUGUUUGUGUACUGUUCAUUAUAAAUAUAUUUUUUUUAAUACAAUCCAGAAAAACUAUGCAAAAGUUUUAAACAGUUUUACUCAAAAAUGUUUUUAUAUUUAAAAAUAUACAUAAGGUACCUCUAAAAUCUCAUGAAUGGUUUUUAUUUGGAAAAAUGUUCAAAAUGGACUUUGAUAUAAAAAAGAUUUUGGAUCAAGAGUUUGUCGUGUUUUAUCGAUGUUUAUCCUGAAAUAAAUUCAGAAUAAUUAUUUGUUGUGCUUGUAAAAUGGCAAGAGGAAGAGGUUUAUGGUGGCAGAUUGAUGUGAUGCAAUGGUAUUAGUGUAGCAUGUCUGUAGCAUAGCUUACAGCUUGUAGCAGAGGUAAUUUAACAGUACCUAAAGCUUAGCAUAAUUGUAGCAUAGCAUGCCAGGAAUUACCCAUAACAUAGUGUUUAUAGCAACAAGUGCCUUUAGUAUAGCAUGUAAUAUUAUGCAAGCUGGGUUUAGAACAGAUGGGUCUGGGAUAUUCAGUGUUUAAUAUUUUUAAUCGAAAAAAUGCUUAUGUUUUAUGAAUAAGCUGUUUUAAGGUAAUUUGUAUAAAAGAUUGGUUUAAAAUUUUAAGAAAUUUAACAUCGAAUAUUCCAUUGUGUGGAUACUGGGUGCAGUUUUAACAUGUGUGCUGUUUGAUCAGAUCUUGUCAUGUUGAUCAAUCAUUUUAUAUAAAUUGUGAUUAAAAUAAGGUUUGUUGUAUGUUAGAAAUAUUCUUGGCAACUUCUAAAUAUUGUGUAAAGAUUUUCAAAACGUUGCUAUUUUAUGAAAGAUUUAAACAAGUAGAAAGUUUUACCACCUACUAGCACCAGUAGUGUUUUUAAAGUUUUAAAAUAAUAAUCUCAAAGUUAUUUAUUAAGAAAAUUGAAAUAAAUUGUAGAUAAUGACUUUUUUAGAUAUUAAUAUUAAGAUUGCCUUUUAACUACUGGGAUAUCGUAUUAACAGCAUGCAUGCAAGAUUUAAUAAAAGAGAAAAUAGAAAAGUUGAAGAAAUACAGUAAUAAUAAAGACUUGGGUUAUUUCAAAAAACCAAAAUACUGUAGCUGAAGAACUAGAAUGGAAGUCAUUGAUUCCUAAAAGCAACAUAUUAAAGUUAUUGUUGAAAAUUUCAACUUUUGGUGUUUUGGACUUUUUCGAAUGUGAACAAGUUAAUGUUUUAUGAUGAUCAUGAGACGUUUCACAAUAAAUAUUAUGUUUCUCAAUGACAA
Messenger RNA from Anneissia japonica, 5490 nucleotides. RefSeq lists its product as uncharacterized. The transcript has 10 exons. The record is from RefSeq and is a predicted model, not a curated record. Gene Ontology annotation, biological process: negative regulation of cytoplasmic translation. Gene Ontology annotation, cellular component: neuron projection; cytoplasm; nucleus. Gene Ontology annotation, molecular function: mRNA 3'-UTR binding; ribosome binding; translation factor activity, RNA binding. Lineage: Eukaryota; Metazoa; Echinodermata; Crinoidea; Comatulida; Comatulidae. Bases 146 to 2443 code for a protein of 765 amino acids.